AAACGAAGGGAUUCUCUGACAGUCACAGAAAAGAAAGCCUAUUGGGUUCUUCCAUCAGCCGUGAAAUCUGUGCCUUAUUCCAGAGUAAAAGAUAUCAAAUUUUCUAAAACUCCUUCCAGUGCUGCUUCAGUCAUCAAAGAAUCAUCUGUUGGAGCCCCUUCAGAGGCUGAACUUACUGAAUUUUUUAAUAACAUCAAUAAGUGCCUUUCUAAGCCAGCUAUUUUGUCCCUAAUACCUGACCAUGCAGUUUUCUAUGUUCCAAAGUCUCUAACUCCUGAUCUACCUGAUGUGCUGUCCAAUUUGUAUGAUGAAAGCCUAGCUAAUGCAGACUACCCAACUUUACUGGAAAAGGCCAACAAAAUAGUUGAAGAACUUCAAGUCACUAAGAAACAACAGGCAUUGGUGGAGGAAAGGACUCGAGAUCAGGCAGACUCGAGACUUUGGUUUAGAAUGAGGACUGGGCGCAUAACAGCAUCCAAGUUUAAGAAUGCCUGUGACACAGAUCCCUCUUGCCCAUCACAUUCCCUGAUCAUGAGCAUAUGCCACCCAGAAAUGGCACGGUUCAGCACGGAGGCCACUAAGUGGGGCUGCCAGCUUGAAAAAGUAGCCAAGGAAACCUAUGCAAGUUUUCAAAACGGGAAACACAAGAACUUUAGUAUGUCAUAUUCAGGCCUCUUUGUGAGCACGGACCACUCCUACCUUGGAGCAUCGCCAGAUGGGUUAGUCUGCUGUGAUUGCUGUGGAGCUGGUGUAUGUGAAAUUAAGGUUUUAAUUUGCGCUUGGGUGAAGUUUUUAUAUGGCGGUGAUAUGUUAGAUUUUGUAGUAAAGAUACCAGAUGACUUUUUUAAUAAUGUAAGAUUGUUUAUUAAUUAUAGUCUGCAACUGAUAUGGCCAGGUUAGCUCAUGUUUGCAAAUACAUGUUUUAUUGAUCUUUCUAAUUAACAAAUAUAACAUGUUCAAUUUCUCAGCCAGUGACUUAGGAAAGACAUUCCUAAUCCUUGGAUUCUUUUGGUCAUUUUGAUUAGAAAUUCCAAGGCUGAAUUUUGGAUCGUUUUAAUUAAACUGAAGACAUUACACUUCCAUAAACUUUGAUUUUUUUUUUAGUGUCCAUUUUGUCACAAGAAUGAUGACAUCUCCACAUCUGCCCAGGACAAGAAUUUUUGCUUGGAGGUGACAACAACAGGAGCACAUUGACUCAAGCAAAAUCAGCAAUAUUAUUACCAGGUCCAGUUGCAGCUGAUGUGCACAGAUUUGAAAUAUAUUGAUUUUGUUGUUUGGACUAAAAAGGGUCUUUUUAUUGAGAGAAUUUUUCCAGACAAACUGUUUUGGGGGUAGAAGGUUCCUGAAGCAAAAGAGUUUUUUGUGCGAGCAAUUUUACCUGAGGUUAUGGGCCGAUGGUACUUGAGACCAGUCACAUCUUCAGCAGAUGGGUCUGCUACAGUGGAAGGGGGAAAUGUUAAUGAAUUUUGUUAUUGUAGGGGUGGAGAACAUGGGCAAAUGGUUGGAUGUGAUGAUGGAAGGUGCAGCUAUCAGUGGUUUCACUUGGAAUGUCUAAAAUUAAACACAUUUCCAAAAUCAAAUACAUGGUACUGUCCAGAUUGCCAAAAGCGACAAAAGGGGAAAUCUAUGUGAAGCGAGUAGGCAGUUACAGCAUGGGUGGAAUCUCAAGUUAAGAAUACUGACAAUAUUUGAGUAAUUUUUUUUAAACAGAUAAAACCAACUCAUGAACUUCUACAUUUUUCUAUCAUGAGAUUCAAAUACAGCUAACAACUAGUUAAAAAUUGUUGUAUGGAAAUUUAAGAUAAGGAUAAUAUUAAAGUGUUUAAUGAAAUGGAA
Stylophora pistillata is the source of this 1836-nucleotide messenger RNA. RefSeq lists its product as uncharacterized. The record is from RefSeq and is a predicted model, not a curated record. NCBI's taxonomy places the organism in Eukaryota, Metazoa, Cnidaria, Anthozoa, Scleractinia, Pocilloporidae.